AUGGAAGAGUAUAUAGGAGCAUGUCUUAUAAUAAAAACCAACACAGCCACGCACAUCGGGCGGCUGCAGCAGAUAGAACCUGAAAACAACAAGAUGAUCGUGGAGGUGUCUGGGAUGCUAAAGACAAUUGAGCUCACAGAAAUAGACGAGGUGGAGCUACUCGCAGAGGAAGACAGCCAGAUUCUCCAGAGGCCAAACACUCCCCAGAAGACAAAACAGAAAGACGAUGAUAAAAGAUCAAAGCCUCUGUCAUAUCUCUCAGAGGAUGUAUAUAUGAAGAUGGUUGACCUAUCAGACACGGUCUACGGGCCAUCUCGCAGUGAGAUAAUAUACUCAGGUGCGAGAGGAGUGCUCCAUCUGUUCGUUAACAUAUUCAGGCUUAUGGAUAAAAAGUUCAUUGUAUAUACGGGCUCUGGAGUGUUUUCAGAGAUAGGAAUAGUGCUGGCUAGGCUGUGCAUGCUGUACGGAACAGAUGUGUCUCUUGUUCCCCUGGCGAAGACCCAGCGGAUAGCCAAAGAGCUCUUCUACUACGAAGCAAAUAACGGAAAAAUCACCAAUAAGAGAACAGGACAGCCUAUUGUAAUAAUAGCAGACACUGAUGUGAAGGAAGAGAUGGUCACAGGGGCAGAGCGUGUUAUCUUUUUAGGUGACUACAAGAAUAUUCCAACGCCAAAUAAGGAAGUUAUCUUUUUCGGAGUGCCUGUGAGAGAGCCGUUGGAUUUCAGCGGAAAUGCUAUCCUGUGCGAUGUAGGUCUUUCUCCAAAGAUCUUUGCAAAGUUCAACAUAAAGAAGUACGCCCCAAAGCUUCUCCAAAAGAUAGCCAAGCCCUGA
This is a messenger RNA of Nematocida minor, 831 nucleotides long. RefSeq lists its product as uncharacterized. NCBI's taxonomy places the organism in Eukaryota, Fungi, Microsporidia. The record is from RefSeq and is a predicted model, not a curated record. The transcript has a single exon. Bases 1 to 831 code for a protein of 276 amino acids.